Polypterus senegalus (gray bichir) is the source of this 1557-nucleotide messenger RNA. It is a transcript of the gene asz1, whose product is annotated as ankyrin repeat, SAM and basic leucine zipper domain containing 1. Gene Ontology annotation, cellular component: pi-body. NCBI's taxonomy places the organism in Eukaryota, Metazoa, Chordata, Cladistia, Polypteriformes, Polypteridae. Gene Ontology annotation, molecular function: protein binding. The record is from RefSeq and is a predicted model, not a curated record. The transcript has 13 exons. Gene Ontology annotation, biological process: piRNA processing. The coding region runs from base 134 to 1513 and encodes 459 amino acids.
UAAAAGUUUUUCUCCUUCCGCCCUGUUUUUGCCACGCCCAUUAAGCACGGUAUUCUAGUGCUUCAAAGCUGAAAAGUCACUUUUGGUGGUUCGUGAACAGUUGUUGAACACUUAGGAAGUAAGAACGGUAAAAAUGACGCAGAAGAUUGAAGCGUUUGCAGCUGGAUUAGAAAGCGAGGAAAGCGAUGACGACUAUGAUAUUGAGAUUUUCUGCCAGUCUGGAAAACAAGUAUCGAAGGUUCAUUCUCCCAUGAAGAAUGAUGAACAUACAUUAAAAAUGGCAUUGUCCUCAGGAGAUAUUGGUCUUGUUGAAAGUCUCUUGAAUGAUGGCAUGAAUAUUGAGUCUCAAGUGGUCUUUGGAUGGACACCAUUAAUGUGUGCAGUUAAUGCUUCACAUUUUGAACUGACCCAGUUGCUUUUGGACAGAGGAGCAAAUGCGAAUGCCAGCAAAGAUAAAUACACAGCCUUGAUGGCUGCCUGCACAGCAUCAGGCCUGGAAGAAAAAAUUGUGAAGUGUGUUGAACUGCUGCUGUUGAGGAAUGCUGACCCAAAUGUCUCUAACAAUGCUCUCAUGACACCCUUGAUGUUUGCAUCUAGAGAUGGAUAUAUACAAGUUAUAACUCUUCUUGUUUCCCAUGGUGCUGAAUUGGAUUCUCAAGACCAAAGAGGAUAUACUGCCCUGCUAUAUGCUGCACAUUAUGGAAAAGAAUGUGCAGUUUUGGAACUGCUUAAACUUGGAGCAAAUCCUCUUAUCAAGACUAAUGAUGGUAGGACUGCAGCUGAUGUAGCAAAAGGAGGAGGCCAUGUACAGAUUUUCAAAACUCUAAUGACACAGCAAAAGACACUAAAUGUAAAUGAUGACCUAUCUAAGAAGAAAAUGCUCCAUUCUAUUAUUCAUAAUGAUAAUGGUAAAGUACAGAAUAUCAAAGAAAGAUGUGUUGAUCAGAAGACACUGGACUUGGAAUGCUUUGCAGAAUCCAUAUUGGAGACAGAUGUAUCAAUUAGCAAACUCCUGACAAUGACGAAAGAGGAUCUAGGAGAGAUGGGAAUCACUGAUCCUGAACAACAGAAUGCAGCUUUGGCACUUGUUGAAAAAAUUAAUUUUGAACAGAUUGAACCCAGCAAGUUCUUGGAUCUUCAAAACACAGAUCAGAGCAAUGAGCAUCUUUUGAGUUUCUUGAAAGGCCUGGAUCAGCAGUGCACCUCCUUAACAGACACUUUGUAUGUUGUGGUUAAAAGAUUUCCAAAGAGCUCUGAAGAGAUAGUCUUAGAUCGGGAUCCAGAAAAGGAGUUGCUGUUAAUGAGUGACAGACUAGUUCUGCAGUAUGAGAAUCUAUAUAAGGAGAUGAUCUGCUUAAGAAAUGUCAUCUACAAGACUAGUAAGAAAAAUGACCCAUGUGAAGUCCCAUCUUCUUGCCUUUAUAGUGGAAGAAGGAAAUGGAAAAUUGCUUUCAGCUGGCUUGGGGUUACUUUGCUAGUUGUUUUGGCAUCAAGAAUGGCUAAAUGCAUCUGAAAAUGUAGUUUUCUCUAUAUGUUGUUUUCAAUUUUUUUUUUUUU